This is a messenger RNA of Colletotrichum karsti, 1740 nucleotides long. Its product is annotated as PUL domain-containing protein. The coding region runs from base 1 to 1740 and encodes 579 amino acids. The transcript is spliced from 2 exons. Lineage: Eukaryota; Fungi; Ascomycota; Sordariomycetes; Glomerellales; Glomerellaceae. The record is from RefSeq and is a predicted model, not a curated record. Gene Ontology annotation, molecular function: peptidase activity. Gene Ontology annotation, biological process: protein modification by small protein removal.
AUGGAUGUCCAUCUCUUAACGUACGACCUGUCCCGUGGACUUGCUCGGCAAAUGUCUCAAGGCAUGCUAGGAUUUCACCUCGAUGCUAUCUACCACACUUCUAUUGAACUGAACGGCCGAGAAUUUGUCUACGAUGGUGGUAUCGUGGAUAUCACACCGGGAACCUCUCACCUGGGUCAACCGAUGGAGCGGAUAUUUCUCGGCAGGACAGAACUGCCCAUGGAAGUCAUCGAAGAGUUCCUUGACUCACUAAGGCCGAUCUUUACAAUUGAGGCCUAUGACUUGUGGAAGCAUAACUGCAAUAACUUCUCUGAUUCCUUUGCCCAGUUCCUGUUGGGAAAGGGCAUCCCGGAGCACAUUAUCAAGAUGCCGGAUGCCGUGCUCAGCUCGCCUCUGGGCCGAAUGAUUAUGCCCCAGCUGACCCAGGCUAUGACCUCGAAUAGACAAAAUGGGUCGAUCUUGGGUAUCCAGAACAAUAACUCGGCCAAUGGGUACGGCUCAGCAUCGCAGCCUGCAAGGCCUCAGUCCAUUGUCAAGGUCGUUCAAAGUUCGAACGAGUUAGACGCAGUCCUCGACUCCGCGAAGAAGUCCUGCGCAGUGGUACUCUUCACAUCAGCAACUUGCCCCCCAUGCAAGAUGAUCUCGCCGACCUUCGACGAACUGUCUGCGGAGGCCGGAGACAAGGCUACCUUCAUCAAGGUCGACGUGGCUCGGCUCACUCCUGUGCCUGGAAAGAACUACCCGCGCGCAACACCGACAUUCAUCACAUAUUUACAUGGCGAAAAGGAGAACGAAUGGGCGGGAGCUGAUCCUGCCGCUCUCCGCGGCAACGUACAGCUUCUGUUGCAGAUGGCUUGGCCACGACACCCUCACGAAUCCCUGAAUCUCCCUAGCUUCUCGAAUCCAAAUGCUCGACCCGUCUUGUACUCCAAAGUUCCGCCUUUGGACAAGCUGAUGGCGAAGAUGGGACCAACGGCAGCAGAACCGGCCGUCCAAGAAGUCAAGAAAUUCAUUGACACCCGCGACAAGCAAGGUCCUGCGGCUGCCGUGCUUCCCAACCUCGGCCAAUUUUCCGACUUCGUGAAGAAAUCGACGCAGACACUCCCGGUUGAUAUUUUGUUCACAAUAGUCGAUCUCUUCAGAUGCGCACUUGCGGAUGCAAGGUUCAGUGGCUACUUUGCCGAAGAGAAGGACCAUACUACAGUGCAAGCUGUACUCGGCUUCGUCAAUUCUCAUAGCGAGUGCCCCUACGCGUUGCGUCUCGUAACACUGCAGAUGGCCUGCAACUUUUUCUCGACACCCCUCUUUCCAGAAGAGAUCCUCCGCACAGAGUCUCUGAGAGCACCCAUCAUUCAGCUGAUCUCAUCAAGCUUCCUUGAUGACAGCCACAACAACGUCCGCGUAUCCGCUUCGUCGCUCUUGUUCAAUCUGUCACUAGCCAGCAACAAGGCAAGGCGGGAGAAGAGAGACAUUCUGCCAGAGGGUGACUCGGUAGAGUUGGCCGCCUCAGUUUUGGAAGCCAUCGGGCAGGAAGAAAAGUCCCCAGAAGCCUUGCAAGGCAUGCUGCUCGCGCUCGGGAACUUGGUUUAUUGUACACCACUAGACAGCGAGGUGUCCGAUUUGUUGAGGACCAUGGAUGCAGAGGACGCUAUCCUCGCCAAGAAGAAGCAGUUUCCAGGGGAGAAGUUGAUUAUGGAAGUGGGAUCAGAGCUGAUGGGAAAGGGUCUUCGACGUCCUUGA